Histoplasma mississippiense is the source of this 171-nucleotide messenger RNA. RefSeq lists its product with no specific name. Lineage: Eukaryota; Fungi; Ascomycota; Eurotiomycetes; Onygenales; Ajellomycetaceae. The record is from RefSeq and is a predicted model, not a curated record. Bases 1 to 171 code for a protein of 56 amino acids. The transcript is spliced from 2 exons.
AUGGCGGAUAACGUUGAGAUGGCGGACCCUCGGAACGAGGGGCCGACCAGAGGUUGCAGGGCCCGGUUAAUGUCAUUUGGGGUAGAAGCACACCACGAUGGAGCAUUCCGCGCCGGGCCCGAAAAACCUCGGGUCAUCACUGGUCAAUUUGGAGUUGGAAACCGAAGCUAG